AUGGCUAAUGAUACAACACUUGAUCCCCUUGAUUUUGCUUCAUGUCUUGAUGAUCGUAUUAUUCAAAAUGGUCAACAUGAAGGUCGUCAAUAUGGUUAUCAACGUGGUUUUCGACAAGGUUUUUGUCGUGGUCUUGACUAUGCACUUGAAAAUCAUCGUGAAAUAGCAACUAUAGCUGCUUAUUGUGAACAAUUACAAGAAAAACUUGUUUCAACAAAUGAUUCUAAUCAUCGACAAAAACGUUUAUUAAAUGGUAUUAUUGAAUCAUGUCGUGAAUUUCGAAUACUUCUACCAGAUAAACCACGAUAUGCUGAAUUACUUGCAUCUAUACGAGCUCGAUAUCAACAUUUAACUGGAACAAGUACUGAUACAAUAGAAAAAUCAAAUUUAACUUUUUAG
Rotaria sordida is the source of this 399-nucleotide messenger RNA. NCBI's taxonomy places the organism in Eukaryota, Metazoa, Rotifera, Eurotatoria, Philodinida, Philodinidae. The record is from the annotation of a GenBank genome assembly.